UCUGAAACUUAAGUUAUGGCCAAGUGGGAUUAUGCAAGAUCAAACAGGGGAUUUCCCCCCAGCCAAGUGACAGUAUAUAUAGGUAGCCCCAGCCACAUCUCCUCAGCGAGCAACACAAGCCGCUCACCCGAGGUCUCAGCAGGAACUGUCAGCCCCAGCAGGAUGAAGCCUUCCAUUGCCAUCAUUUUGUGUCUCUUGGUCCUGGGAGUUGACAGCCAAAGGUGGCUCGAGUUCAUUAAAGAAGCUGGUCAAGGCACUAGGGACAUGUGGCGAGCCUACACUGACAUGAGGGAGGCCAACUGGAUAGGUGCAGACAAAUACUUCCAUGCUAGAGGGAACUAUGAUGCUGCCCGACGGGGUCCCGGGGGAGCCUGGGCUGCUGAAGUCCUCAGUGAUCUAAGAGAGAACAUUCAGAGUCUCAUAGGCCGUGGACAUGAGGAUUCCAUGGCUGACCAGGAAGCCAACAGAUGGGGCCGCAGUGGCAAAGAUCCCAAUUACUACAGACCCAAAGGCCUGCCAGAAAAAUACUGAGCAUCCUCCCUUCAUCCUCAGGAGGCUGUGCUGCGGGCUCUGGGGACAGGACGUGGAAUUCUUUACUUUUGUGCACACUGUGGGCAUGGAGAACAUACAGUGCAUGUGCAAUAAAUUCGUAAGAUGAAA
Molecule: messenger RNA, 660 nt
Organism: Chionomys nivalis (European snow vole)
Lineage: Eukaryota; Metazoa; Chordata; Mammalia; Rodentia; Cricetidae
Product: serum amyloid A-5 protein-like
Exons: 4
Coding region: 16-531 (171 amino acids)
Cellular component (GO): extracellular region
Source: RefSeq, a predicted model, not a curated record